AUGGACAAAACGUACAAAUUGAGCAGCGUGCUGCUCGGCCACACCGCGGACGUGAGGGCGGUGGCGACUUUCGCCGACGGCACCGUCGUGUCGGUCUCCCGGGACAAGACCGCGCGUGUAUGGAAGCCGACCGGGACAGGUAACGAGUACGAGCAAAGUGCGAUAUUGAAGGGUCACUCCAACUUUGUCAGCUCAGUGUGCGUGAUCAAUCCAUCGGAGAGAAUUCCCAAGGGUUAUAUCAUCACCGGCAGCAAUGACAACACCAUAUGCGUCUACGUGGCGGAUGAAACGGAGCCCGCGCAUGUCAUAACGACACACCAGAACACCAUAUGCAAUUUGAGAACUGGCAAGGAGGAAGGUACAUUCCUUUCAAGCUCGUGGGAUCUCACUGCUAGGUUGUGGGACGUGAACGACCUCGGUAAACCACAGUCGACUCUCACGGGUCACACCGCUGCGGUAUGGUGCGUGGCGGAUUUAUUGAGUGGUAGCAUAGUGACCGGAUCGGCUGACAAGCUGGUAAUAGUGUGGGCGAGAGACGGUUCCAUGCAACACAAGUUAACCGGGCACACCGACUGCGUCCGUGACAUAGUUGACAUCAAGGAGGACGAGUUUUUAACCUGCGCGAACGAUGCCACGAUAAGGCACUGGAACGCCAGGCUCGGCACCUGCUUAGGCACUUACUGCGGCCAUGAGAAUUACAUCUACAGCAUAGCAGCUGUGCCGAAUGGCACUUACGUCUACUCGUCCGGCGAGGACAGGACUAUCAGAGUAUGGUAUAACACGGAACUGAGUCAGACUAUUGUCCUGCCGACGCAGUCGAUAUGGUGUAUCAAACUGUUUCCGAACGGUGACAUAGUUGCCGGAAGCUCCGACGGUGCGGUGAGGAUAUUCUCGCCCGACCCUGAGCGAUACGCGAACGCGGAGAUGCUGCAAGCAUUUGAGAAAGAAGUGGCGAGCACCACUUUGAAUGCGCAGCAAGUAAUUGGGGACAUCAACGUAAAAGAUUUGCCAGAUUCGAGAAUUCUUCUACAGCCGGGCCAGCGAGACGGACAAACGAAGAUUGUGAAUGAGGGAGACGCAGUUAGAGCGUACAGUUGGUCGCAGAACGAGCAACGGUGGAUAAAAAUCGGCGACGUGAUGGGUGCGACCGGUGGCACGACGGCUACUUCCGGCAAGCAAUUGUACAACGGCAUAGAAUACGAUUACGUUUUUUCGGUCGAUAUACAGGACGGCGUGCCGCCGUUGAAACUUCCAUACAAUAAGGGCGAAGAUCCCUGGCACGUUGCGCAGAAAUUUCUUCAUGAUAAUAAUCUCAGUCAAUUAUUUUUGGACCAGGUUGCAAAUUUCAUAGUAAAGAAUUCUGAGCCAGCUCCAGUUCUGACUACUGGGUCUCAAUAUGUAGAUCCUUUUACAGGAGGAAGCAGAUACGUUCCUGGAUCAGGAACGUCGUCCAGUACGCCCGACGUUACUGUUGUACAAUCACCGUCGUUUAAUCUUUCUUCCAACGUAUCCGCAUCUCCCUCUUAUAUACCUCACUUGAAAUACUUGAAGUUAGAGCAGGCAAACCUGUCAGCUAUUUUCGAGAAGCUACGUGAGUUAAACGCCAAACAAGAAAGUAUGUAUAAGAUACCAGACGAAAAGCUGGACGCGAUAGGAAAACUCACGGACGAGCGAGUAUCCGAGGAAGUCAAAGCUAGCGCUAUCAGCGCGUUGAAGAGCCUGUUAGAUUGGCCGAACGACACGGUCUUUCCGGCUCUUGACGUAGCGAGGCUCGCUGUGCUUCACAGGGAAAUAAACGAUCAAUUGUGUACGGAAGAAUUGCUGCCGGUCAUAGGGAGGCAUAUCAAAUCUGACGCAGCUCCAUCGAAUCAGAUGCUCACUUUCCGACUGAUAGCCAAUAUGUUUCAACACGAGAAAGGAGAGAAGCUUUGUCUCGACUGCAGAGACGAGAUACUCAGGUCCGUGCUGAAUCUGCAAUCUCUCGGAAAUAAAAACAAUCAGGUCGCUAUAUCGACGUACAUGUUGAAUCUGAUCGUAGCGCUAAAUAAAUGUAACGAUAUGCCUGGUAAAACGAGAACUCUGAACGUGCUGUUCACUGUAUUACCUCGCCUGAGUGAACCCGAAGCGAUGUUCAGAGCUCUAGUUGGACUGGGAACGCUAUUGGCCGCUACACCUGGUCCUGAUGAUCGUAACGAAUUAAUUAGCGCCGUACGACAGUCCGAAACUGCUUUAAAUGUUCUUAGAACUCUGUCGGACAGCGCGACCGAUCUCGACACGUCGAACAAGGUAGUAAACUGUUCCAAGCAGAUUAUGAAUUUGAUUAUUUAAUGUGUUUUAAGAGUGGUGCAAUGCGAUAUCCAAAAAUAAAUUUCAUUAAAUCAGGGAAAAAAUUGGGAAGAGAAUUUUCAUAAUUCACACGUAUGCAAACACACGUGCGCGCGCGUAUAUAAAAGUGAUAUUACUAAAUAAUUUAAAAAAUGCACUCAUACGAUUGGUAAUACGCGGGAAGAAAAAUGGAUUAAUCUUGCACAUGUAUGCAUGUUUUAGAGUUCGGUUGCUCAAUCGUAAAUAAUAAGAAAAUAAAAAUACAUUUUUUAAUACAAGUAACAUUAAUCAUUUAAAUAUAUCAUGUCCUUCCAUUGUAAUUAUACUGCAUAUAAGUGCAGAGUAAAAGAGAUUAGAUUUAUAUAGCAAUUUUUAUGUAAUAGGUAUUGUUUUACAUUUACGAAUAACGUAAAGGUGUAUUCAAGUGUAUUAUAUGAUUCUCAAAGCUGCUCUUUAUAUUCCUACGGAAUAAACGUUCGUUUAGAAUUGA
Molecule: messenger RNA, 2815 nt
Organism: Ooceraea biroi (clonal raider ant)
Lineage: Eukaryota; Metazoa; Arthropoda; Insecta; Hymenoptera; Formicidae
Gene: Plap
Product: phospholipase A2 activator protein
Biological process (GO): ubiquitin recycling; proteasome-mediated ubiquitin-dependent protein catabolic process
Cellular component (GO): cytoplasm; nucleus
Molecular function (GO): ubiquitin binding
Source: RefSeq, a predicted model, not a curated record